AACUUAGCUAAGUCAAUCAGUCAUUCAACUACCAAACUAUCUCUCUCUAUUAUCUCUUCAAAAAAGAAUUGAUUUUUAUUUUUCAUAAUCUCAAACAAAACAAUGGCCAUUUCCUCUUCUUCCCCACCUCCCAAACCCUACCAAAACCCUUUUCCUUUACAAAUUCUGACCUAAUUUUCAGUUUAUUUCUUACUUGUUAGUGAAUUAAAGAUUUGAUCUUUAUCAGUCUUAUCUACCAAGAACAAAGUUUUUUGGAUGGCGUCAACGCCGCCACCUCACUGUUCAAUCACUACUGCUAAACCUUAUCAGAACCACCAGUAUCCUCACAGCCACCGUCAACAAGGCCACCCUAACAACCCCCACCACCAGCGCUGGACCAAUCAGAAAGUCUCUCUUAGCAAACCCCCUUUACCUCCUUCUCGUAAUGCGCCAAAACCCAGCGCCGCUUCCGCCGCCGCCGCCGCCACUCGUACCACUAACCCAUCUUUUCCUUCUCUCACCCCUCUCCACUCUCCAAAGUCCGAUCUUGCUACUGAUUUCUCCGGUCGCCGGUCGACCCGGUUCGUCUCCAAGCUCCAUUUUGGGAGAUCAAAAACCAAUUUGAGUAAUCGCCACAGUUUAGCAGCUGAGGAAGCUUUGCAAGAAGUGAUCCAAUAUGGAAAAGACGAUAAAGCCCUUGAAAAUGUUUUGCUGAAUUUUGAGUCUAGGCUUUCUGGGUCUGAUGAUUAUACAUUCUUGCUGAGGGAGCUUGGAAAUAGGGGAGAUUAUAGUAAAGCUAUUGGAUGUUUCGAGUUCGCGGUGCGGCGAGAGAGGAGGAAGAAUGAGCAAGGUAAGCUGGCUAGUGCUAUGAUUAGUAUUCUUGGUAGGUUAGGUAAAGUUGAGCUUGCUAAGUCGGUUUUCGAGACGGCUCUUAAUCAAGGUUAUGGUAAUACUGUUUAUGCAUUUUCUGCUUUGAUUAGUGCUUAUGGUAGAAGUGGGUACUGUUAUGAGGCUAUUAAGGUUUUUGAUUCUAUGAAAAGUUAUUGCUUGAAGCCGAAUUUGGUUACUUAUAAUGCUGUUAUCGAUGCUUGUGGAAAAGGCGGUGUGGAGUUUAAGAAAGCGCUGGAGAUUUUCGAUGAGAUGUCUCAGAAUAAUGUGCAACCUGAUCGGAUUACGUUUAACUCGUUGCUUGCUGUUUGUAGUAGAGGAGGGUUAUGGCAGGCGGCGAAGGAUUUGUUUAGUGAAAUGAUGAAUAGGGGGAUUGAGCAAGAUAUUUUUACUUAUAAUACUCUUUUGGAUGCGGUUUGUAAAGGUGGACAAAUGGAUAUGGCUUUGCAGAUUAUGUCGGAGAUGCCUCGGAAGAAUCUUCUGCCGAAUGUUGUUACUUAUAGUACUAUGAUUGAUGGGUAUGCUAAAGCAGGUAGAUUGGAUGAUGCUCUUAAUUUAUUUAACGAAAUGAAGUUUUUGGGCGUCGCAUUGGAUAGAGUUUCGUAUAAUACUCUUCUCUCUAUCUAUGCUAAGCUUGGAAGAUUUGAGGAGGCUUUGGGCGUUUGCAAGGAGAUGGAGAAUGCUGGUAUUAGGAAAGAUGUUGUGACAUAUAAUGCGCUUUUGGGUGGGUAUGGUAAACAAUACAAGUACAAUGAAGUAAGGAGAGUGUUUCAGGAGAUGAAAGGGGGACGUGUAUUACCUAAUGUAUUAACUUAUUCAACUUUGAUGGAUGUUUAUUCUAAAGGCGGUCUAUACAAGGAAGCAAUGGAGGUUUUUCGGGAGUUCAAGCAGGCAGGAUUGAAGGCUGAUGUUGUUCUUUAUAGUGCCCUUAUAGAUGCCUUGUGCAAAAACGGGUUGGUGGAGUCUGCUGUCAUUUUACUUGAUGAGAUGACAAAGGAGGGUAUUCGACCUAAUGUCGUUACUUAUAAUUCUAUAAUCGACGCCUUUGGCCGGUCAGCAACCGCACAGUGUGUAAUUGAUGAUGCUUCUGGAAGCAAUGAGUUGCAAGUUAACUCCUCAUCUUCGAUCGUUGUUAAGGAAGCUAUCGAAGGUCAAGUACUCAAUAGGGAGGAUAAUAGGAUAUUUCAAAUUUUUGGACAGCUUUCUGCUGAGAAGGUAUGCCAAGCAAAAAACAGAGGCAAACAGGAAACCUUGUGCAUUCUGGCAGUCUUUCAAAAGAUGCAUGAGCUGGAAAUCAAACCAAAUGUUGUCACAUUUUCUGCCAUUCUAAAUGCUUGCAGUCGGUGUGAUUCAUUUGAAGAUGCCUCAAUGCUAUUAGAGGAGCUCCGUUCAUUAGACGAUCAGGUCUAUGGUGUGGCUCAUGGGCUUCUCAUGGGCUGCAGAGAAAAUAUUUGGCUGCAAGCACAGUCCUUGUUUGAUGAAGUUAAGUUAAUGGACAAUUCAACAGCCUCUGCCUUUUAUAAUGCUCUGACCGACAUGUUAUGGCAUUUUGGCCAGAAACGAGGGGCCCAAUUGGUUGUUCUUGAAGGGAAACGUCGGCAAGUAUGGGAAAAUAUGUGGACCGAUUCUUGCUUAGAUUUGCAUCUAAUGUCUUCUGGUGCUGCUCGAGCAAUGGUUCAUGCAUGGUUGCUGAACAUACGGUCAAUCGUGUUUGAGGGUCACGAGUUGCCAAAGUUGUUAAGCAUAUUGACAGGAUGGGGUAAACACAGCAAAGUGGUAGGCGACAGCGCGCUAAGGCGGACUGUUGAGGCACUUCUGACAGGGAUGGGUGCACCCUUUAGGUUAGCUAAAUGCAACUUGGGUCGAUUUAUAUCGACAGGAUCAGUGGUUGCUGCCUGGUUAAGAGAGUCGGGCACUCUAAAAUUGCUUGUCCUUCACGAUGAUAGAAUUCAUCAAGGAAAUGUGAGAUUUGAUCAAAUCUCUAAUUUACAAAUGCUUCAAUUGUAGCUAUAUGUAUCAUAUUGUAUAUUUUUGCUAUAUUCAUGUUUAUUCCUUGUGUGCAA
Messenger RNA from Mercurialis annua (annual mercury), 2930 nucleotides. RefSeq names its product pentatricopeptide repeat-containing protein GUN1, chloroplastic. The coding region runs from base 256 to 2874 and encodes 872 amino acids. The transcript has 4 exons. NCBI's taxonomy places the organism in Eukaryota, Viridiplantae, Streptophyta, Magnoliopsida, Malpighiales, Euphorbiaceae. Gene Ontology annotation, cellular component: chloroplast. The record is from RefSeq and is a predicted model, not a curated record. Gene Ontology annotation, molecular function: protein binding.